Molecule: messenger RNA, 866 nt
Organism: Striga asiatica
Lineage: Eukaryota; Viridiplantae; Streptophyta; Magnoliopsida; Lamiales; Orobanchaceae
Source: the annotation of a GenBank genome assembly
GUCUUGUGUUCUCUGUUCUUUUCUUUAAUUUUGGGUUUGGACAGUUUGUGAUGAGGGUUUUUAAAUUUGGUACUUUUGGUUGUUUUUGUGGGUUUUUCCUGAGUGAUGAGCAGAAAAGCACUCCACUCAAUCUCCCAUGAAAUGGGAUUAUUCAGACUUGGCUCGUAUAUUUAAUAUUCUUCAUUUGAUGACAAUAUUAUGGUGUGUAGGUAAUCUUAGUUUUCGGCAGGAAAAAAUCGUGAUGGCUUCGAAGAGAAUCUUGAAGGAAUUGAAGGAUCUGCAAAAGGACCCUCCUGCCUCAUGCAGUGCUGGGCCUGUUGGUGAAGAUAUGUUCCAUUGGCAAGCUACCAUUAUGGGCCCAUCAGACAGCCCGUUUUCUGGGGGUUUGUUUCUUGCCACUAUCCAUUUUCCUCCUGAUUACCCAUUCAAACCACCAAAGGUCUCCUUCAAAACUAAGGUUUACCAUCCGAAUAUCAACAGCAAUGGUAGCAUUUGCCUGGAUAUCCUCAAAGAGCAAUGGAGCCCUGCCCUUACAAUAUCCAAGGUUUUGCUUUCUAUCUGCUCGUUGUUAACUGACCCGAACCCGGAUGACCCUUUGGUGCCUGAGAUUGCUCACACAUACAAGACUGAUAGAGCCAAGUACGAGACCACCGCGCGUGCCUGGACUCAGAAGUAUGCUAUGGGUUAGAAGAUAACGGCACUUCCUAUUCUACUGGCUACAAUAAAAAAUGACUUGGGAAAAGAAAAAUGAUUUAACUUUAAAUGCAAUCUGGAAAUUCUGGCCAGUGUAUUAUUGGUUUUGGACGGUUUACUUCAAUGAACAUUAAGUUGAUAUGUUCUUUAUCUAAUGCUGAUUUUUUUCUCUA